Messenger RNA from Sclerotinia borealis F-4128, 1467 nucleotides. The record is from the annotation of a GenBank genome assembly. Lineage: Eukaryota; Fungi; Ascomycota; Leotiomycetes; Helotiales; Sclerotiniaceae.
AUGAGGCAAAACCGUGCUCUCGUUACUUUCGGCGCAAUAAUUUUCGUAGCUUUGGUUGUCAGCUUGCUUCACCUAAAUUCAAACGACUUAUCGAAUUAUAUUCCACAAGGGGCUCAAAAUUAUUUCCAUUAUGAGACACCUCCUUCAUCAGAAGAGAUCUCAAGGCUAAAUAGAAUCUUAAAGGAAUUCAUAUCACGCCCAAUUUUAUCUUACGAUGACGCCGUUUCAUUAAACUCUCAAACCUGCCCGGUUGAUGGAACCAAUUUUGAUCGAAAUUCUAUCGACGGCAACUCAAAAAAAUGGGCAGAUAUUCCUUCAUCUCAAAUCUAUGCGUGGCGAGAAGGAAUUGUGACCAAUUUACGUUGGAAACAAAAUGAGGCAGUUGAGAGGAUGACAACACCAUCUUCUACGACCGAUGAAUUUGAAAAGGAGAAGAAGGGCAAAAGAGGAAUUGUGAUGGCUGCGGGGGAUCGCCCAGCUCUAAUCCGUGCUCGAACCUCUCUUCGACUUCUGAAGUCUUAUAACUGCACCCUACCCGUCGAGAUAUUUCAUUUCGAGUCCGAAUUAUCUGCACCUGCACUUAGCAGUCUUCUCUCCGAUCUCUCGGAACUGCAAAAUUCUGAUUCCAGUACCAACGGUAUUACUGUUACUAUACGCAAAGUUGAAGAAGUAUCCAAAGGAUCUGGUUGGAAAGAUUUUCAGAUAAAGGGGGCUGCCAUUCAACAAUCUUCAUUUGAUGAUAUCCUCUAUUUGGAUACCGAUUCUUAUCCUUUACGCAAUCCGGAGUAUCUUUUUGAAGGAAGAGAGUGGAGAGAUACGGGACUUUUGUUAUGGCCAGAUUACUCAAAAUCUCAUCCAACCAAUCCAAUGUGGCGUUUAUUAGGUCAAUCAUGUCGGAAUGAAUAUGAGGGGGAGUCUGGACAAGUCUUAAUAUCCCGAACUCGUCACCAGGAUAUUUUAUGGUUAAUCGAGUAUUUUGCACUUCAUCAUGAAGAAUUUUAUGGAUUUAUGGGGGGUGAUCGAGAUUCAUUUCGAGCCGCUGCACUUAUUCUUGGAAAGUCUUGGACCGGUCCAGGCCGAGCAAACGCUGUUGGAGCUGCAAGGAUUCCUGAAAAUCAUCAAUCGGGAGGACAUACGAUGCUUCAAGCAGAUCCAUAUGGAAAGUGGAUGUUCGUACAUGCGAAUUUGAUCAAACAUUCUCAUUUCGACAGACCUAUUUGGUCUCAAGUUCAUAGAAUUCGAGACGAUUUGUUCAAGGAAGGGACCACAUUUGGGAAUAUUGAUUCACCAAAUGAUAAAAUCGGAGAUGGAGUGAAAUUGGAUGUGGCUGUCAAUCCUAGAUUGAUAACGAGUCUGUCUACUUUUGAGGGAUAUGAUGAAGGUUUGAUUGCCGUGGAAGAUUGGGAUUCAUACGAAGAGUUAAAGGGAUUCGAGGAUAAGUGGUUUGGAUUUGGUGGUGUGCAUUAA